CCUUCAGCAUCUCAGUUCGUGAUGCUUCUGGCCACGGCUGCUGCUGCAGUCAACGCCGCCGCCGACACUCCCACGGUGACGGCACCUCCGCCGGCGUGUACGGCGACUUCGUCCACCACUGGUGGCUUUUUCGAUCUGCGGCCAGAUACCGCGGUGGUGCCGCCGGAUAAUGGAAAGACGCACAAGUCGGGCAUUUACAAGGACUACCACGCUCGAGGCUGGGACUAUGGCAAGAACUUUACGCUCAACAUCUGCGGCGCGGUGGUUGAUCCUGUUGGUGACGUCGUCGGGGUGAAGGAGAGCCAGUGGGCCAAUAUUAGCGCCUACUACACCUCCCACAACAGCGUCUAUUCAAUUGGGUCGCUGUCGCUGGACUUGCAUAGCCGGGGGAGAAAACUAGUGCUGCAAUACACCGGCGGAUCACCAUGCGGAGAGAGCAAGUCGAGCCCCGAUAACGAUGACGAUUAUGAUUAUGAUAAGCGAAAUUCGAAGAACUAUGACGAAGGCCUUUCAUCGCCUGGCCACGCCCACGCAGUCGAGACGAUUAAUCGCGACGGAAGCAUCUCCAAGGUCAGACGGAAGUCAGCUACAAUUUCUUUCUUGUGCGAUCGGGAUCCCGGGCAGACUACUGCGGUUUCAUUUGUCGGCGUCGAUCCCGAUGAGUGCUCCUACUUCUUUGAAGCCCGAUCCGUGCACGCCUGUGCCCAUGCUGAGCCGCACAAACCCGGCAGCGUGGGGCCCGGCAGCGUGUUCGGGUUGAUUCUUGUCAUUGCCGUGCUUGUGUACAUCCUCGGCGGUGUGUUUUACAAUCGCACGGUUGCGCACGCCCGAGGAUGGCGGCAGCUACCCAACUACAGUCUGUGGGCCGGUAUUGGGAGCUUUUUCAGCGAUAUGUUCAUUAUCUUGUUGUCAUCGUGUGGACGCCUUCUGCCGAGCAGGAGGGGCUACCAGCAUCUUGGUUCUAGCCGGAAUAACGAAGCGGAAAACCGACUGAUAGACCAGCUAGACGAGGAGUGGGACGACUAG
This is a messenger RNA of Trichoderma virens Gv29-8, 1026 nucleotides long. RefSeq lists its product as uncharacterized. The record is from RefSeq and is a predicted model, not a curated record. The annotation marks the transcript as partial. The transcript has 3 exons. Gene Ontology annotation, biological process: vacuolar transport. Lineage: Eukaryota; Fungi; Ascomycota; Sordariomycetes; Hypocreales; Hypocreaceae.